This is a messenger RNA of Anopheles funestus (African malaria mosquito), 1015 nucleotides long. Its product is annotated as enkurin. Lineage: Eukaryota; Metazoa; Arthropoda; Insecta; Diptera; Culicidae. Gene Ontology annotation, cellular component: acrosomal vesicle. Gene Ontology annotation, molecular function: calmodulin binding. Bases 9 to 797 code for a protein of 262 amino acids. The record is from RefSeq and is a predicted model, not a curated record. The transcript has 2 exons.
CUUUAAAGAUGUCUAUAGUUAACAUCUACAUUCACGACGAAAAUAUCUACAACGUCGAGAAGAAACCGCCCGAAAAACCUCCCAAACCUCCACUCUACCAUUCCCGCUUCGAGCACCAGGUCCGGCAGGAGACUAAAUCCUCCAAGGAUGCUCACCGUACGAUGGGUUUCUCGAAGAUUCCACUGCCCGGGCCGAACGAGUUUCUCAAGAAAAACUGUGGACCACGCUAUCGGGCCACUAAAUCUGCCCCGGUACGGCUCUGUACCAGCCACAAACCGCCCGUUCCGAAACCGAACGAAUCGCCCACGUGUCAGGUGCUGAAGGUGGUCGAUUUCAAAAAGGAAAACAUCAAAAAGGCUGUAGCGGCCAACCCGAAGAAGGCCCGGCCACGGUACGCCGAUACACGCAAGGGAGAUUUUCACGAUCUGGAAAGAUCGGGCCUGAUGCCGAUCUACAUGUGUCGGCCCAAGUUCGGCAAGGUGCCACAGUAUUUAAUGCGCAGGAAGAAGGAUCUGGCCGCACAAAAGGAACGUCUGAUAGAGGAUUGCUCACAGCAGAAGCCACGCUGUACGUACAUUUCGCAGGAGGAACGGGUCGAAUUGCUGAAGGGUUUGAAGAAAAAUUGGGAAAAAUUACAGCAAGAGUAUCAGAGCCUUCCGCUACUGACGGACACGGUACCGAAGAUGAUACGCAAGGCAAAGUUGGAAAAUAAUUUGAAACAACUGGAAAAGGAUAUUCUAACAAUCGAAAACAACCCAUACAUCUACCUGUACGACGAAGAGCACAAGGACGCAUAAUAACGAGCAAAAAAACGAUCUUCAGUGCUUGAGAACCGUGUGGCAUUAGAGUUGCUUUUCUAUCUCUGGUGGAAAAUUACUCCGUAUACUUAUCUUUUCUAUUGGAUACUAUUUUAGAAAUGUGUUCUACAAACCCCUCACUCACAGGAUAUGUGCACUUCUUGCGUGGCUGACCUUUUGGGCACGAUUAAAUAAAUUGUGUGUGUGAUUUUAUAGAA